AUGGUGGCUUCUCGAGUGAUCUCGAGAAAUUCCUACGUGCAUACGCAGGUCAUUGACGUACCUAAGCCAAAGAUCACCAAUCCGGGAGACGCCAUCAUCAAAGUGACGAGCUCGGCAAUCUGCGGGAGCGAUCUUCAUCUUUACUUGAACGUCAUUCCUGGAAUGGAGAAGAAUGCCGUCAUGGGCCACGAGUUCAUGGGCAUCGUGGAGUCCGUUGGAUCUGACGUCAAGAACAUCAAGCCGGGCGAUAGAGUGGUGUCAAGCUUUGAGAUGGGCUGCGGCCAAUGUUUCUACUGCAAGAGGCAAAUCUACAGCGGCUGCGACUGUACCAACUUCUCUGAGGUGGAGACAAAGCUCUACGGGCACCACACCGCUGGCUUCCAUGGGUACGGAACACUGACCGGGGGGCACCCGGGUGGCCAAGCGCAGUUUGCUCAUGUCCUGUUCGCUGACGUGAACCUGCUGAAGGUUCCCAGCCACCUGUCAGACAGUAAGGUGCUCCUGCUGUCUGACAUCCUCCCCACUGCCUGGCACGCCAACGAGCUUGGAGGUGUCGGCAAGGGGGACAGAGUCGCCAUCUGGGGCGCUGGGCCUGUUGGCAUUCUGGCGGCCCACUGCGCAUUUUUCCGUGGAGCCGAGCGCGUGGUGAUCAUUGAUGAGGUGGCAGACCGGCUGCGGUUUGCCAAGGAGAAGGUCCCCAAAGUGGAGACCCUCAACUUCAAAGAAAAGAAGGUGCCAGAGGCGCUCAAGGAGAUGAUGGGACCGUAUGCCCCGGACGUGUCCAUCGAGGCAGUGGGAAUCCACUACUGCAAGAGCUGGGUGCACAAGUUUGAGAUGGCCACUAUGCUGGAGACGGAUCCCUCUGAGACCCUCAAUGAGAUCAUCUUCUGCACCCGCAAGGGUGGAAGGAUUGGCGUUGUGGGAGCCUAUGCUGGCUUCACCAACCACUACAACAUUGGGGCCUUCAUGGAGAAGGGGCUCACCAUGGCCGCAGGCCAGACACCUGUGCAGAAGUACUGGAAGGACCUGCUGAGGUGGAUUGAGGAGGGCAAGCUCACCCCAGAUAUGGUGAUCACACACGAGCUGCCGCUGAGCAAGGGGCCAGAGGCCUACAAGACCUUCAAUGACAAGACAGGCGGCUGUGUCAAGGUGGUGCUGAAGCCUUGGCUCAUGGAGACUGAGGAGUAA
Molecule: messenger RNA, 1188 nt
Organism: Coccomyxa subellipsoidea C-169
Lineage: Eukaryota; Viridiplantae; Chlorophyta; Trebouxiophyceae; Coccomyxaceae
Product: GroES-like protein
Exons: 11
Coding region: 1-1188 (395 amino acids)
Molecular function (GO): zinc ion binding; oxidoreductase activity
Source: RefSeq, a predicted model, not a curated record